CUUAUUCGAUAGCCACACCAAAUCAAGAACUCCAACAAGAACAAGAAGGUGAAGCGACGUCGCAUAGAAGGAGCUGCAAAAGCGCAGCCCAGUUUUCCCCCGGUACAGUUGGUGAAUUUGGAGAGGGUUUGAUUUGGAUUUAGCUGAUGGAUAAGCUGUGCUGUUUGAAUGCUUCCUACUCUCGGGUUCGGUCGGCGUCGAACUACGGUAAAGGAAGAAGCCAUGAGGGGGUAAUCAAGUAUGGAUUCUGCCUGGUGAAAGGGAAAGCUAAGCAUCCCAUGGAAGAUUACCAUGUUGCUAAGUUUGUUCAAAUUCAAGAACAUGAAUUGGGGCUGUUUGCUAUCUACGAUGGCCAUGUUCAACAAACUGUGCCUGCUUACUUACAAAAGCAUCUCUUUUCUAAUAUCCUCAAAGAGGAGGACUUUUGGGUCGACACGAACAGCUCCAUCUCGAAAGCCUACGAGAAAACGGACCAGGCGAUUCUGUCUCACAGCUCUGACUUGGGUUGUGGCGGAUCAACUGCUGUUACUGCUAUUCUGAUUAACGGUCAACGACUAUGGGUGGCCAACGUCGGAGAUUCACGCGCAGUUCUUUCGAGAGGCGGUGAAGCUAUACAAAUGACUAUCGAUCACGAGCCGAAUUCCGAACGCAGCAUCAUCGAGAAUAAAGGUGGCUUCGUUUCUAACAUGCCAGGAGACGUACCUCGAGUGAAUGGUCAGCUAGCAGUUUCGCGAGCAUUUGGAGACAAGAGUCUCAAAUCUCACCUACGAUCGGACCCCGACAUACGUGAUAUUAACAUAGACGCCAACACGGAUGUAUUAAUUCUCGCUAGUGACGGUCUUUGGAAGGUGAUGGCGAAUCAAGAAGCGGUCGAUAUCGCACGAAGAAUCAAGGACCCGAUGAAGGCUGCAAAGCAGUUAAUAACAGAGGCUUUGCUGAACGGGAGUAAAGACGACAUAUCGUGCAUUGUCGUUAGAUUUAGAUAGUAAAGACGACAUUCAGUAUAUACCCCAAAUAAGAAGAAAUUUAUCUAUUAGGCCAACAAAGUAAAUAUACGUGUUUCGGGUAUACUGUAUCUGUAAAUUAGAUUAGGCUGAUUAUGUUUAAUUUCAAAUUUUAUUAUAUUAAUGAGCCCAAGCCCAAAGCCCAAGCCCAAAUCCCAAAGCCCAAGCCCAAAUCCCAAAGCCCAAAGCCCAAAGCCCAAAGCCCAAAGCCCAAGCCCACAUAUUAUUGUCGUAUUGCGAAAAUUACCAAAUUACCCCCGCAGAAACGGUCGUCUAGGGUUUCAGGCGCUAUAUAUAUAUAUAUAUUCAUCGUAAGCUUUGAUCCGAAGGCAUACGAUUCCAAUUUUACAGCUUCUUGGGUUUUGGGGUUUCAAGCAUUAGGGUUUGGGUUUAGGGUUUGGGUUUAGGGUUUGAUUCCAUUGUUGAUUAAAUUGGCCUCUCCUUUCAGCUUCAAGUGGUGAGAUCUUUUGAUCGUAUUCUUGGUGGCUUUGUUCUGGAGGCGUACAUUGAUUCUCUGAGGUUUGGGGGGUUUUCUUUUGUCCAGAUUUUGUGCUAUCACAUCUCUGGCUCCCCUUGCUUCGGUACAUUGCCCUUGUAAUCGUCCAUUUUUAUUCCAAUUUUGUGUAUGAAUCCUCUGGAUUUGGGAAUUCGUUUUCCAUUUUAUUUUUUGAUGGUCUAUUUGAUUGUUCGUGUCAUA
Messenger RNA from Cucurbita maxima (winter squash), 1701 nucleotides. Its product is annotated as probable protein phosphatase 2C 10. The record is from RefSeq and is a predicted model, not a curated record. The transcript is spliced from 6 exons. Gene Ontology annotation, biological process: protein dephosphorylation. Bases 147 to 986 code for a protein of 279 amino acids. Gene Ontology annotation, cellular component: nucleus; cytosol. Lineage: Eukaryota; Viridiplantae; Streptophyta; Magnoliopsida; Cucurbitales; Cucurbitaceae. Gene Ontology annotation, molecular function: protein serine/threonine phosphatase activity; cation binding.